Trichoderma virens Gv29-8 is the source of this 2034-nucleotide messenger RNA. RefSeq lists its product as uncharacterized. The record is from RefSeq and is a predicted model, not a curated record. The transcript has 5 exons. Gene Ontology annotation, biological process: biosynthetic process. The coding region runs from base 1 to 2034 and encodes 677 amino acids. Lineage: Eukaryota; Fungi; Ascomycota; Sordariomycetes; Hypocreales; Hypocreaceae.
AUGAAACGAUGCACGGUGCUCCGCCCAAAUAGCUUUGGGACACUGGGGCUUCGCCAGGCUCAACGAUGGCACUCAUACGAUAAAGCCUCCCUGACGAGAGAGGCCCUCUUACAGAAAGUCGAAGCCGGCCUUGGACGCGAUGCAGACGGCGAGUCAUUAAAGGUUAACCCUGAGGCCAAGACCAUCUCGACGGCAGCUGGAGAUCUUCCCAUCUCGCCGAUAUUCGAUCCAGCAUGGAUGCAGGCCAGGCGGAAGACUGCAAAGGCCGCUCCUGGUCCGCCACUCGGCAGGUUUCGACGGAAGCUGGCAAACAAUCCAUUUGCGCAGGCUCUUGCUACACCAAUACGAAGAUGUCCAAGCAGCGCAACCAGCUUACCCCGCUACUUCCUACAAGACUUUGAGCUUAUAAAGCACCCGACAUCCGGCGCACCCUGGUGGGCUCCCGGCCCGUUAUCUUUUGAGCAUGUCCAGCCCAUGAAACGAUUAGACGAGGCACAAGCCAAUACUAUUGGUAACGGACAUGAUGGAGAGGCCCCUGCACCGGAGCCCAUGUCAGCCCCUGUGGCAGGCCGAAAGGAUAACGCAAUAGAUUCGGAGAAGGACGUCCGGCGGCAGCGGAGAGCACCCAUAACAAGCUACAUGCUAAACCGCAAGCUGCUGGUUGAUAUGGUUGGUGGCCCGAACAAGAAAUAUCUCGCAAUGCUGCUUGCGGCCCGAAGUGGCAUGGCUAUUGCCCCGGACAGUAAGACUGCCGUCUGGAGGGAGGAUAUGGGAGAUGUGCUCCUGCAGAUGAUGCGUCAACAGGCAACAGAUGCGCUAGCUACUCGCGGCAACCGGUUACACGAGCCCAAGCACAAAUUCAUCGAACCCUGUGCCAAUUGGAAAGAUGUGGAAAGCGUCAGAUUGCGGGGCUGUGUUCUAUGGCUGCCGGAGAAGAAGAAGGAUGUGGCAGAUCAAUACGCAACACUGGAUAUCGAGGGGGCUCAAUACGGAAAGAAGAUGGUUGUGCAUAAUCUGCAUUGGCUACUUGGCGAGCGGGAGGUGCAGCGGUUAAGAGAUUCGGCUCAACUGUUUCGAGAUGGAGAAAUAUUCGUGCUGAAGCAGUGGCCAAGCACGAGUGUGAUGAAGCUGCAUCUCUUACUGUGGAGGCUGCACGGUUAUCUGGCGGAACCAGCCUCGUCUAUUGACUUCCUAUCCACAAUGCGCGGCGCCAAUCCAGAGCUGAUUCAGCCCGAGGACUGGGCUCGGCCAAACAAGCCCUCCUACAACACGCCCGUCUUUCUGAUCCACGACGGCGGCGGCACCACCUUUGCCUACCACUGCCUGGAGAUCCUCGGCCGAUACAUCUAUGGCAUCCACAACCCCUACUUCUACACCGGCGAGGUCUUCGAGGGCGGCAUCCCCGAGAUGGGCCGCAUCUACGCGAAAUGGAUCCGGGACACGGUACUAGAAAAGGGAUUUCCCGCCCAGCGAAGGAAUCACGACGGCACAAUCAGCAUCAUGCUUGGCGGCUGGAGCUUGGGCGGACUUCUCAGCAUGGAGGUUGCGCGACAGCUGGCCGAUGACGACGUCGUGCGAGUGUCUGGCAUCCUCAUGAUCGACAGCAUCUAUCCGGGCAACGAAGAAGACACGUCGUCAGAUGAGGCUUCAACAGAUCGAGACGGCUUGACACAGAACCAGAUCCUUUCCAGGCGGUGCAUGGCCGAAGCGGUGCGCAUGGUCCGACAAUGGCGUCUUCCCGAGUGGCCCGGCAGACUCUACAACCGACGGCCGCGGGUGGUUCUCCUGCGUGCUAAAGAAUACGUGCCGACAAAGGACGGCCGCAUCGUGGGUCUGGACUUGAACCGAGAAGAUGACUUGCUCGGCUGGGGCGAUUACGAUGAGGAGAUGUUCUGCGACGUGUUGGACGUGGAUGGUCACCACUUUGACAUGUUUGCGUUUGAGAGGAUAGAUGCAAUGACAAAGUCCAUCAAGAAGGGCUUAGAUAGGCUGGAGGAGUGUUCGCAGAUGAUGAUGUUUAGCGACAGCUGGUAA